AUGGCACACUCAUUGCAGUCUUUUUAAAGCACCACAGAAAGGGACGUGUCUCCAUAGGGGUGGAAAUCAGCCUAUGAAAAAGUGCACCAGACAGGACUUCUGCUGCAUCCACAGAAAGGUGACUGAAGCAAAGGCAAUUUAGACUUACCAGAAAUGUAAACAGUUGAAAAAAAUACCAUCACAACUGAGGAAAUUUUCACUUCAUAUAUUUCUUUCAUUGGCAUACACGUGGUGCUUCAGAUCAGGAAACCAUGAGCUGGUUUUCUCAAAUUCUGGAAAAUUGGAUCAGUUACCCUUAUUUGGAAGAAUAUCUGACCUCAUUGGUUCACCCUUGGUGGAUACUUAAGCUACUGAUUUUACUUUAUUCACCACUGAUAUGUUCGCUUUCAUUUUUCUGGGCUUUAUCAUUUCUGUUACAAAUUUACAGGAAGAUGAAUAACCAGCAAGAAAGUGAUGAUAGCAAAAUUUGGGAGAAACCAAGGAAACUUAUUGCUCAAGUUUUACAUAUAGCUGGAAAGAUAUGGUAUGGUUAUGAAGUUAUUGGCAUGGAACAUCUCCCUAAAGGACCAGGGGUUAUUAUUUUUUAUCACUCAGUCACUACUACUGACUAUAACUUUCUUGUGGCUAAAAUUUUAAAGGAACAACAGAGACUGUGCUAUUCAGUAAUUGAUCAUGCCCUAUAUCGGAUACCAGGGUGGAAAACAUUUUUUGAUGCGAUCAGGUUGAAAGAUUUCAGUAAAGAUGAAUGUGUGGAAAUUUUGAAGAAAGGCAAUUUACUGGGCCUUGCACCUGGUGGAGGUAGAGAAGCAAACUUUAGUAAUGACUACAACAUAAUGUGGGGUAAACGCACAGGUUUCGCUCGGAUAGCUUUGGAAGCAAAAGUGCCCAUCAUCCCUAUUUUUACACAAAACUGUGGUGAAAUAUUCAGGAACAUUGGAAAGACAAGGUUGACAAGAUGGUUAUAUGAGAAAACACGACUUCUCUAUCUUCCCAUGUAUGGAGGAUUUCCAGUGAAACUGAGAACAUAUAUCGGAGAACCCAUCCCAUAUGAUCCAAAUAUAACAGCUGCAGAGCUGGCUGAAAAGACAAAGACUGCAAUUGAAAAUCUUCGGGAUAAAUACCAAAAAAGGCCAGGAAGUAUAUUAAGAGCUAUUUCAGAACGAUUUGAUAAGCAUUACAAAACUAACUAGUCCAUAUAAAACCGUUGCAGUGUUUCUGACGAGAUGUCUGUAAUAGGAAGCAUUAAUAAUUAUGUUAUUAAAGCUAAAUUGAUAU
Lacerta agilis (Sand lizard) is the source of this 1275-nucleotide messenger RNA. Its product is annotated as transmembrane protein 68-like. Gene Ontology annotation, molecular function: acyltransferase activity. The coding region runs from base 252 to 1190 and encodes 312 amino acids. Gene Ontology annotation, cellular component: membrane. Lineage: Eukaryota; Metazoa; Chordata; Lepidosauria; Squamata; Lacertidae. The transcript has 7 exons. The record is from RefSeq and is a predicted model, not a curated record.